Messenger RNA from Eriocheir sinensis (Chinese mitten crab), 1435 nucleotides. Its product is annotated as MAGUK p55 subfamily member 3-like. Gene Ontology annotation, molecular function: protein binding. Lineage: Eukaryota; Metazoa; Arthropoda; Malacostraca; Decapoda; Varunidae. The transcript has 4 exons. The record is from RefSeq and is a predicted model, not a curated record. The coding region runs from base 49 to 423 and encodes 124 amino acids. Gene Ontology annotation, cellular component: cell-cell junction; plasma membrane.
GUAACCAACCCACCUCCUGUCCCCUUCCAGGUGCAGGCGGAGGGCACCAUGACCUUCAGGCUGCUCCCGGCCAGCAGCUCGGUGCACCUCAGGGAGAGCAAGGUGAGGGUGCACGCCUACUUCCACUAUGACCCCAAGGAGGACAACAAGCACAUUCCCUGCAAGGAAGCCGGGCUGCCCUUCAACAAGCUGGACAUCCUGCACAUUGUGACCCAGGAUGACCCCUACUGGCCUGGAGCACCGCUUCACGAGGAAGUAAAUCUUCAUUCCCGACGAGACGAGCGGCGAGGCGGCACCGCGGCUCCAGGCGGGGCGGCGGCUCCUCCGACACCCGCGUCAUGCCCUUCAGCUUCCAGCAGCAGACGAGCGGCUGAACAGACACUCCCCGGGAUGACUGAACGACAGCCAGGCUGGACUGAAUGAUCCAGCAGUUGCAGGUGUGGUCAGGUGUUGCAACCCUCCAAUAAGCACCUGUACCAAUCUGGAUAGAGAUGUGUAGUUCACAGUGUAAGGACAAUCCAGUUGUCAGUCAAACAUCUGGCACUGUUCCCCAAAAGAGCUGACAAACUCCGAGCCAAGUUUUUUUUUCUUUACACUCUGGCCUAUAGCGCUGGUAGGCUUUCUUCUGGGCCCUGGUGGUCGACCCAAGCCCGUCAUGGCGCAGGCAAGUGUUUAUAGCAGCACCAUUUCUUCUUGGCUCAUGCUGCCCGCCGGAGCUCAUUCUUGAUUCACUUGGACAGUUCCUCUAGAGUUGGGGUUGAUAGGUGAUCUUCAGGACAGCACGUGGGUAGCCUUAUGCCACUUGGCAAUGACUGAAAAAUCCCAGGUGGUAGCAGAGAAUUUGAACCCGCAUUGUCCAGAACUUGGUGAACGCAGGACCUGCACACUAACCAUUCAGCCACUGCCUCUCUGUUCCAACAUGAGUGAAAAAUGAGAGGCCAGAAGAGAGUGGUUGAUUUCAAAUGGAGAAGUGUCUCGAUAGGCUGGAGGAAAUAGAUGAAGGAAGGCUGCUCUGGAGUUAACCUGCAUAAGGAAUUAGGAUAGUAUAGAGACGAGUAGAACGUUAUGUAAAAAGGGACCACAGUAGAGGUGGAGGCAUGUAGUUAGCAAGCUUAGAAGGGCAAUCAUCAUGAAAAUGUCUGUAGAAGACAGAGGGGCAACAUUGCAGCAGAGUUUGCUAUAGAAGAAGAGAGUUUAGGUUUGACUCCAUCGAGUCCAAAACAGCUAUGUGAGUGAAGCCCCUCCUAUAUGAAAUGCGCUCUCCAUACGAGGACAGACAAGGCCCCUGGAUAUCAUUUGUGAGGGGUAAAAAACUGAAAGACUAAUACAGAACACACAACUUCAAAGAAGCUGAUUUAGGAAGAGGUGAGAUGAAAUUAUGAGUUGAGGAUAGACCAAAUAUGUUUAUUGUUUAAAUGGACAGCUGAGUGUUGUC